AUGUAAUGUUAUUGACGACACACAGUACAUUGUAAGUGACCGUGACACCACCGGCUGGAAGACUAUCUCGUCCCCUCAUCAUUCAAAUCAUGAAAAUGUCUUUAGGAUGCAGAUAUGAGUCUAAAAGAAAGUCCCUAGUCGGGACAGUCAUAUCACUAGAUUUACUGACAUGUUUAUUUAACAUUUUGAUGGUGUUGAGCGGAUCUCAUCGGGUGGAUUGUUCGGAAUUGACAAGUGGCGAACAGUUAUACAGUCUGAAGCAGCUAAAGGAAUAUGAAAAUUAUGGACACAUUGCCCUCUUCAGAUUCCGAGUACCAAGUCAGGUGACCCAUGCCAAGUGGUAUGUGAACAAAGUCGUCAGUCAUCCCGACUGUGAUGAUAUAGACAUCAAUGUAGCGAUGGAGGCUGGUAGUCUUCCCAUCAUUAACCCCUACAACACCAGCUUUCCUGAGAACACCGCCGUAUCGGGGGCUCUCUCAUUCACCAUCCCUCAAGGGAGCUCAUCCCUUAUCCUGGAGUCCCUCAGGGUUCGUCAAGGGGACUGGUUUAUAGCAGUCUACCGCAAGAAACAAGACAACAAGAUACAGCAAGCGGGCUUGGGUACCAGCUGUCAUUACCUGGCUAACUCCAUCAUGACGUAUGACAGACUAACACACCUAGAAACACUUAGCAGCACAGGCAGUGCAGCGGUCACCUUAGCUGAAGACUCAAAUAAUGUCUUGUACAAGUUCUAUGUAGAAUCCAAUAUGGCCGCCAUAUCCUUUUUCAUUGAGGAGUGUGAAGCCUGGUCGUCCAACAAAUCCCUCAAGCAAUCCUGUCCAGUUAGGAUGUUUGUCCAGCCAGAGAGAUUACCUGACUUUGAGUCUCCGUUCGUCCUCUGCCUGCACGGCGGGGAAGGCAACUUCAGCGGAUGUUCCCUGUAUGUAUCUCCUGCUAUGAGGGACACCUGGUACUAUCUCAACGUCACCAAGGUGUCGGAUGAUCAGCAUCUCAAAGUGGACAUCACUAUCACCGUCAAUGCUACAACUUGUCAAGACCCUUUGUCAGAGGCUCAUCCAGUGAAGCCGUCACCACCAACUCCUUCUGAGACCAAUGCAGACUUCUCCUCCUCCCUCCUCCCAAACCCUGUUGACUUUGGCACCCUGCUUGAACCAACUACUACCAUCAUCAGUGACCUUGCCAACGCCCUUCAAACAAAUGACCUUGACAAUGCCCUUCAAACAAACAACCUCACCAACGUCACAACAGCUUCACCUACCGGUACUACCCCUACCCUUAUACCUACAACCAGUGUGCCUUUGACCACUCCUGCACCCGCAGAGGACAUCGCCCUUUGUCCUGUGGUGGAUCCUCUGUCGGUGAACUACUUCAAUGGCAGUGUGGCCAAGGAGUUCUUCAGUAACCAGAUCAAUUUAACGGAGAUGUUGUACUACCCGAGCCGCGAUGAACCUUUCAUAGCAACCUUCAAACUCGGUGUGGAUGAUCUUGGUGGAACCAUUGAGCUCUACUCCAAUGUCAUAGAUGUGCCAUCUCUGGCGCAGAACAUCACCUCCACCUUGUGCCUGAAGAAGGACACACCCCCAUUCUGGAAUGGUACAUCCCUGGACUGUGACGAGGACAUGAUGAUGUCUGAGGGCAUCGAUGCUAACUCUGUGGCGUCUUUCUACUAUCCAUUCCCAUCGGCUGGUACGUGGUAUGCGGCACAAUAUGCGACAUGUACAGAGCUAAACAGUCUAACAGAAGAGCGUGUUCCUUGCCAUGCCAAUCUGAGUAUUGCGAUGAGGGUGAUGAUGACUUCAUGUAUUGGUAACUGUGGUCCUCACGGUCGCUGUGAUGUCCAUCACCAAGACGGGAUUCAAUUCUAUGCCUGCCGCUGUUCUGAUGGUUAUAGAGGAUGGAGUUGUACAGAUGAUGAUGAAGUCUCGUCCUCCAACUUCCUCAUCAAGGUCCUCUUUGUAACCCUGAGCAACAUAGUAUUCUUGUGUGAUGCGCUCCUCUGUCUCUAUCGGCACCACUUUCCUGAGGCUGUGUCAUUCCUGGCCACCUGCUUCUUUUCAACGAUGUACCACGCCUGUGACUCCAGUCCUGUUUGUAUCACAGAUUACGACACCCUUCAAUUCUGUGACUUCUUCGCUUCAUUCAUGUCUAUUCUUCUCAUCCUGAUUGCCAUGGCAAGACUACCUCGUUCACUCAAAGCUACAAUACAUAUCGUAGGAGUAUAUGUUUUAGCCUUCUUCGCUCAGUGGGAUAGAUUCAGUCUAUGGUCUAUAGCAGUACCCUUAGGAGCAGGUAUCCUUAUCCUUGCCAUAUCGUGGGGUAUAAGAAUGUACAAGCGGCGGAAACUGUACCCUUCCUGGCGGCGUUGGCUCUUCUUCAUCGUCCCCGGGACCCUCCUGGCCGUCCUGGGUCUCUCGGUCAACGCGGCACUGGAGACGGAGAGCAACUACUACAUCGUUCACAGCACGUGGCACAUAUGCAUGGGACUAGGGACUCUACUGCUGAUACCGCCGAGGGAGAAAGCAUCCUCUAAACCCAGAGACUCUGACUCCGAGAGACUGAUAAUGAUCUUAGACAAUAACACCAUGCCUGACGAUGAUGCCGACAUCUACUGAAUGGUGUAUGCAAAGUUACGCAUGGAUCGCAAUCAGCUGUGCAAACAAGGCAUGGUAUAGAUGAAUAUUCCGCUUUUACAUAGCGCUUAAUACAUCAAUGAUGUCUCUAAGCACUUUACAGCCUUUCAAAUUAUGUCUUGGCUUUUGUGUUUGUAGAUCUGUUUACUGAACUUUUAGCUCGUCUCUGGUUGCUUCUGCUGUUUGGAGUCCUUUUUUAGGUGUCCUUUUUUAGGCAUGGUAUAAAUCUUAUUAGAAAUUCUUUGAAUCUAACUGGUUUGCUUUUAUCUUUUUACUAAACCCUAUAAUUCUUACAAACUAGUUGCUUACUAACAAGCACCACUAAACUUAAAUUCAAUUCACAGUUGCUUUUAGCUCCAAUUUCUGCACUAUACUAUAUUUGUGACCCCCCCCCCCCUUUCUUUUUUAUGCAUGGCAUAUCUAAAGAUUCCUUGAAUCUGACUCAUUUGCUUGAUAUAUAGCUAGCCUUAACUUUGGCCUUUAUGUUUGUACAAAAUCCUUUGUACCGACACUAAAUUCAGAGUUGCUUUUAGCUUAGAUUUUUGCAUUAUCUCAUGCAUCUGGAUAUAUCACACAGUUGUUUUUGUUUUACCCAGUGCUAUUUUUGUGAUCUAUGCCUUGAUGCUUUUAGGGGGCAUUUCAAAUUUUUUUUUUUUUUUAGCUCUGUGUAAUACAGAAACGUGAAGCAUAUUACACUUUAUGUCAUCAUAAAAAACUGCUGCGGUUAUGCCGCGUCAUGUCUGAGGGACCCUUAAAGGUAUUGUUUAUCAAUAUUUCCAGUUUUACACAUCUGAGUUGCAGGCCCUAGGUGGUAUCUGCAUCUGUGAUAUGGUGUAAUAUUGAA
Messenger RNA from Strongylocentrotus purpuratus (purple sea urchin), 3474 nucleotides. RefSeq names its product post-GPI attachment to proteins factor 6. Lineage: Eukaryota; Metazoa; Echinodermata; Echinoidea; Camarodonta; Strongylocentrotidae. The transcript has 13 exons. Gene Ontology annotation, cellular component: plasma membrane. Bases 90 to 2612 code for a protein of 840 amino acids. The record is from RefSeq and is a predicted model, not a curated record.